Messenger RNA from Xenia sp. Carnegie-2017, 963 nucleotides. RefSeq names its product N-acetylaspartate synthetase-like. The coding region runs from base 38 to 922 and encodes 294 amino acids. Gene Ontology annotation, molecular function: N-acetyltransferase activity. The transcript has a single exon. NCBI's taxonomy places the organism in Eukaryota, Metazoa, Cnidaria, Anthozoa, Malacalcyonacea, Xeniidae. The record is from RefSeq and is a predicted model, not a curated record.
AACACCUCAGUCAACUCAUAGUUGCUCUGCCGUUAACAUGGACAAGUUAUUCGCUGUUUGGUGCUUGUAUGAAAACGAAAGCUCUCGAUCAACGCCAUCUGUAAGAAGAAAGCAACCAAAUGAUAAAACCACCACACCUAAACCUAAAGUUUCAGCGAAAAAUGAAGUGAAGUUUCGCCUGGUGACUCAAGACGAUAUUGACACAGUACGAGAAAUUUAUCAUCAAGGUCACCAAAACCGAAUUUUCCCCGCCUUCAAGAUUGGCAUUUGUCGGUCGACUUCUUUACUAGCUAUGUUAAUGCUGUUUGCCUUAUUGUAUCUGGCUACAAGAUCAACUGUUGUCUGUCUUUCCUUUGAACUCUUAUACGCAUGCUUAUUACUAGCAUCGUUCCAUAAACUUUUCAAUGAUCACAUUACCAACAGUUUAAGAAAGGAUUUGACAGACAUCACAGCGUACUACAAGACUCAAGAAACGUGUACGGGCUACAGUGAUUUUGCAAAAAACGGUUCAAGUAUGUGGGUUGCAGUGGAAGACAGCAUCGUUGUUGGAUUUAUCAGCUUCUCUCACGUCAACGAAGAAACAAUCGAAAUAAAGCGUUUGGGCGUCGCUCAAAAAUUCAGGGGGAGAAAAAUUGGAGCUGGUCUUUGUCAGUUUGCUGUGCAUUUUCUACAAAAUACAAGCUAUAAACGCAUCAUUCUUGAGACGACAGAAGCACAUCAACCGGCAAUUCGUCUUUACAAGAAAUUUAAGUUUGAACUCGUGAAAAGUUUUAAACACAGUUUUGGACUUGCGUCUAUUCAACUCGAAAAAUAUGAACUACCAUUAAGUGUAGCCAAUACACUGAACAUCGCGCAACCGACGCUGGCUAUGCAAAUUAACUCCAACUGCUCAAACGCCAUCUGCAAAUAUCUUACUGAAUGACAUGUUGUAAAAAAGUUAAUAAAAACAUGUGAACAAAAAAA